Molecule: messenger RNA, 1560 nt
Organism: Cladophialophora immunda
Lineage: Eukaryota; Fungi; Ascomycota; Eurotiomycetes; Chaetothyriales; Herpotrichiellaceae
Exons: 2
Coding region: 513-1193 (226 amino acids)
Biological process (GO): FMN biosynthetic process; riboflavin biosynthetic process
Cellular component (GO): mitochondrion
Molecular function (GO): riboflavin kinase activity
Source: RefSeq, a predicted model, not a curated record
AGGCGACAUAUCUGGUUGAAACGGCUCGGACCUUUCGGUACCAGUCGUCCACGGGUACCACAGAUCUCUUCAGAUUGCUGAUUAUUAGCUCUGCGACCAGCCAAGGUUUGGAUAAGAAGGCCGCUAGAAGGUGGCAGAAGCACGCCUUGGAGACGGAGGGGGAAAACCUUGUAAUAGUCAGCGCGAGAUCCGAUAUCGAAGACGGCCCCGACUCGUCCCACGACAACGACGGCAAGAGGAUCAUUGGAGAUCUGGGAUUCACACCCACAAGACUCGUCUCUAUCUUCCCUCUACUCCCAUCUGCGCGUAUCUCAACCCACCUCGCGACUUUGACCCCUCCACGCCAUUGGCACCCGCUAUCAUCAUCCAUCCACCAAUCCACCAUCCCCCAGGCAUCCAACUAGUCACCGCCGACCCGAUACAUCACGGCCUUCUACCCCUCCACUUCCCUACCCCAGGACUCUGGCCCUUUGCGCCGCAGAUCAGAUCAGACAGACACGACAUCUCCAGCCAUGCCACCGAACGGGCCACGCGAGCCGUAUGCCGGGCCCGAAGCAGGCCCCGAAGCGCCGUUUCCCAUCAAGCUGUGCGGGCCGGUGAUCAAGGGGUUUGGAAGGGGGAGUAAAGAGCUCGGCAUUCCCACAGCCAACAUCCCCACCGAAGGCCUGUCGACCGAGCACCCCACGCUCCCGAGCGGGAUCUACUACGGCUUCGUGGGCCUGUCCUUGAAAAGCUGCCCGUCCGCCGCCGCCGCCAGCACCCCGGCCUCGUCCUCGCCCUCCACCACGACGACAUCCUUGUCCUCCACCAACACCACCUCGUCAUCCUCAGCACCACCGGCCCCCCCACUGAUCUCGAUCCACCCGGCCGUCCUCUCCAUCGGCUUCAACCCCUUCUACAAGAACACGGUGCGCUCCGUCGAGAUCCACAUCCUGCACGAGUUCCCGCGCGACUUCUACGGCGCGGCCCUCAACCUGCUGAUCCUGGGCUACAUCCGGCCCGAGUACGACUACGUCAGCGUCGACGCCCUGGUCGAGGACAUCCGCGUCGACUGCGCCGUCGCGGCGCGCAGCCUCGAGCGCCCCGCCUACGCGCGCUUCCGCACCGGCGCGUGGGAGGCCUGGCUGACGGACUUUUCGUGGAUGGAGGGCGUCGAUGCCGCCGAGGUCGAGAGGGGGGUGUUGAAUCAGUAAAUUAAAUUUCCUCACCUACGGGGGUGGAGCUGGGAGCUGGGACCCGGCCCUGGGACCAAUACGUGCAUGUGCACUUACGGACGAUCGAAUGAGUGGACGAAUGCCUGCGACAAGGAAAAUGUGAAAGGGAUGCGCGAGGCUGGGAUUCAUGGAUGAUAGUGCCGUCAAUGGGGGAAGCGCAAGUCUAGAGAUUUCCCGAGCCAGAGACUGGAAAGUGGCCAACUCAGGCUCAGCUUGUUUCCUACGCGAAUAGAAACUGCUUCUGCUUCGCAAUCUUUCAAUUCAUAGACAAUGCCAGGCUCUCAAGACAGGGAACCUGGUCCUUGUAGACCCUGCAGAUUUUGCUGUCUCUCAGAUGAGGGCCAUC